AUGACAGCACUGAUCCAGCCAAUUACACGUUCAACUCUGCGAAUUGAACUCACAAUCACACCGGAUUUUCAGUGGGAGGAACGCCUACCGAAAUUGGACAUGACAGCACUGAUCCAGCCAAUUACACGUUCAACGUUGCGAAUUGAACUCACAAUCACACCGGAUUUUCAGUGGGAGGAACGCGUCCAUGGCACAGCCGAAGGAUUUUGGAUUUUUGUGGAAGAUGUCGAUGGGGAGCUGAUUUUGCACCACGAAUAUUUCCUCUUAAAACAGAAAUUUUGUGAGGAUGAGCAUCUGGUGAAGAUGUUCGUGCCCGUAUUCGAUCCUCUUCCCCCGCUCUAUUUCAUACGAAUUGUAUCUGAUCGUUGGCUGGGCAGUGAAACAAUUCUACCAAUAUCAUUUCGGCAUCUAAUUUUACCGGAGAAAUAUCCACCACCAACGGAAUUACUCGAUUUGCAACCUCUGCCACUUUCGGCGCUGAACAACAAAACCUUCCAAUCAGUUUUCAUGCAAAAAAAUAUAUCAGUCUUCAAUCCUAUCCAAACACAAGUUUUCCGAACUGUCUACGAAGGCAACGAUAAUGUAUUCAUUGGUGCACCACAUGGAAGCGGUACAGCCGAAGGAUUUUGGAUUUUUGUGGAAGAUGUCGAUGGGGAGCUGAUUUUGCAUCACGAAUAUUUCCUCUUAAAACAGAAAUUUUGUGAGGAUGAGCAUCUGGUGAAAAUGUUCGUGCCCGUAUUCGAUCCUCUUCCCCCACUCUAUUUCAUACGAAUUGUAUCUGAUCGUUGGCUGGGCAGUGAAACAAUUCUACCAAUAUCAUUUCGGCACUUAAUUUUACCGGAGAAAUAUCCGCCACCAACGGAGUUACUCGAUUUGCAACCUCUGCCACUUUCGGCGCUGAACAACAAGACAUUCCAGUCAGUUUUCAUGCAAAAAAAUAUAUCAGUCUUCAAUCCUAUCCAAACACAAGUUUUCCGAACUGUCUACGAAGGCAACGAUAAUGUAUUCAUUGGUGCACCACAUGGAAGCGGUAAAACAGUUUGUGCGGAAUUCGCAAUUCUCCGUCAUUUUGACAAUAGCCCCGAGGCAAAAGCUGUAUACGUAACACCAAUGGAGGAUUUGGCCGAGAAAGUAAGCAAUUUGUGCAUUGAAAUAACGCGGUUGCCAGUGAUUGGCAAGAAAGAAUUGGAGGUGCCUUGGAUCGAACGGUAG
Gongylonema pulchrum is the source of this 1212-nucleotide messenger RNA. The record is from the annotation of a GenBank genome assembly. Lineage: Eukaryota; Metazoa; Nematoda; Chromadorea; Rhabditida; Gongylonematidae.